Molecule: messenger RNA, 1575 nt
Organism: Ciona intestinalis (vase tunicate)
Lineage: Eukaryota; Metazoa; Chordata; Ascidiacea; Phlebobranchia; Cionidae
Product: QRFP-like peptide receptor
Biological process (GO): G protein-coupled receptor signaling pathway
Cellular component (GO): plasma membrane
Molecular function (GO): G protein-coupled receptor activity
Source: RefSeq, a predicted model, not a curated record
GCUACCCAUAAGCAGCCAUGUACCAUAUGCUCAGGGAUAUUGCCAAAGCAGGUUGCAGGUGAUGUACGAUUAUUUGAUAUCGUGUGAACAAGGCUCAGCGGUGGUGUUCAGUGUAUUCACAUAUACAGAAUUAUUUUUCUGAUAUCAGAUAUUUAUAAAGGCCGUAUAGAAAACAGAUUCUUUCAGUACUUUUUAUGUGAAACUUGGAAAUGGGUCUGAAUUAUCCUCAAUGUGAUUGGAUUUUUACAAAUGCUUAUCUUCGAGCAUUUGCCCACAUGUUUAACGUCAGUAUCAGUGAGGCCGAUGAGAUUCUAAACGACGCGCUUGGACCUUGCGCACCACUUGCAUUUGACAAUCUCCCGAACUCGUACGUCACUAUCCUCAUAGUGCUGUACAGCAUUAUUAUGACGGUUGGGAUACUUGGUAACUUGUGCGUCAUAGUCGUAAUAUCGAGCAGUAGAAAACUAUGGAAAGUCGUCAACUUCUUGUUGUUAUCUCUCGCUUGCAGUGACUUGCUUUUGGCACUCACACUGCCGUGGACUAUCAUCCACAACACAUCAUACGACUACACGAUGGGCUCGGGGCUUUGUAAAGCCAUCCCUCCACUUCAGGGUACUGCUGUAAUGAGUUCUAUCAAUUGUCUGGUUGCAAUUGCGCUUGAGCGACAUCAAGCGAUUGUAUAUCCAACACGACAGAAUAUUUUUCGCUCACACUUAAGAUUAAUGAUAGCCGUUGCUCUAAUCUGGAUCUGCUCAUUCUGUUUUCAGAUUCCACAAAUCGUAGUACUAGAUGACGUCGUAUGGAAACAGAAAACACCGGUAAAACCCGCAACUGUUUGGUACGAGAUUACUGUCCAUACUUGUCAGGAGACAUGGGCGCCACAGCAAAGUCAGGCGUACUCAAUCGCCAUUAUUGUCAUCGUGUACGGAGUUCCACUUGCUUUGCUAGUGCUCCUAUAUGGCAGAAUAGGAUACUUCGUAUUUAGUCGACGGGGAAUUGAGAACUCAUUAUCCGCAGAACGUUCGGAAAGAAGUCGUUCUCGUCGCAUUCGGUUAAAUGUGAUGUUGGUGCUUCUGGUGACCAGUUUUGCCCUGUUAUGGGGGCCGUAUUUUGUCUUUCAGUGUCUUACAGUUUGUCUGACCAGUUACUGUAGUCCAGAAUUGGUCGGUUAUCUUCAGUUGGUGGGCCACGUCAAUGUAGCCCUUGAUCCAUUACUCUAUGCUGCUCUUCACGAGCGAGUGCGAGAGGAAUUUAUUUUUUUAGUAAGGCGUUUAUUUCGAUGCAAACUACAACCGGAUCGACGAGCAGCAUUCAGACCACCUAGCGCGACGUCACCUGCAAUACGUAACUUUCGUACCAACAAUAGACAAACUAUUUCAACACCUAGACCGGUCUACACACUCUCUGUGACCACGCACACCGAAAACCCAGGUUCCUCCAUUUCCCUCCGUCCCCUCGACAACAAUAAGUGUGAAGAUACAAAUGUAACAUCACACGAAGAAGUGAAACUUCCCGGCGCUACAACCGAUCCUUACACAUCUUCCCAAUAACAGAGUUCUUUUGAGAAGAUGAUUU